UUAUAGAAUUAUUUUUAGUAAUAAUUACUACUAUUAUUAUGAUUAUAAUUAUUAUUGUUGUUAUUAUAAAUAAUAAUAAUAAUUAUUAUUAUUAAUAAAAAUUGUGUAAAGGUUGUGAUAGAAAUAAAAUGAUAAAAAUAGUAAUAUUGUAAAUAAGAUCUUAUAAUAUAUUGCAUAAUACUGAAUUACAAAGUAAUAAUAUAAUAGUAAUAAUAUAUUUUAUAAAAGAUUAGAUCUUGUAAAUAUCAGAAAAAAUAAGUUCAGAUUAUAUCAGAUCAGAAAAAAUAAGUUCAGAUCAGAUCAGAUCAGAUAAGUUCAGAUCAGAAAAUUUCAGGUGAACCAAACAUAGCCUUAAAACAUUAAAAAAAAAAAAAACCUUAAUUGUAAGCCAAAUAAAUUACCCCAAAACAUUUCUAUUGCACAAACCUAAUCUAUAUCUCCUACUUGAAAACGACGACAAAUCAUAUGGUGGUCCAAUAGUCAUAUGUAAUGUGUAUGUAUCCCUUUAUAGCACGUCUCUUUCGUCCUACCUUCUUCUUCAUUAGAUUAGCUUCCUUAUAAAUAUAGAAGUCCUUGUAUGGCGGUUGUCCAAAUCAACCAAACACAGCCACUAAGGAAGACCGCAAAUACCCAAAAAAGCUCACACACACCAUGUCACAUAUCGCAGUUGAGAGGAACAGGAGAAAGCAGAUGAAUGAUAAUCUCAAGGUUUUACGUUCUUUGACGCCUUCUUUUUACAUCAAGAAGGGGGAUCAAGCAUCCAUUAUAGGUGGAGUAGUAGAGUUUAUUAAGGAGCUGCACCAAGUUCUUCAAUCCUUGGAGUCACAGAAAAGGAGGAAAAGUCUGAGCCCUAGCCCAGGUUCAGGUCCAAGCCCGAAGCAACUACAACCUAGCCCACGUCAACUAGCAAAUGCCAAUAUCAUCACUAACCAUUCCUUUCAAUUUGAUGGUGGCAAGGAGUUGGUAGCCUCCUGCAACUCUCCGGUUGCAGACGUCGAAGCGAAGAUCUCAGGAUCUAAUGUUGUGUUGAGGGUAAUAUCGAAGAAAAUUCGUGGCCAAUUGCUGCGAAUAAUAAGUGUACUAGAGAAGCUUUCAUUCGAUAUUAUUCACCUGAAUAUUAGCAGCAUGGAUGACACUUUUCUCUACUACUUUGUGGUCAAGAUAGGGCUAGAAUGUGAGCUGAGUAUGGAGGAACUAGCAGCUGAAGUUCAGAGAAGCUUUUGUACCAUUAACACUAUCAGUAAUAUUACUGAGAAAUAGGGCAUAAAUGUAGCAGAAAAUUAGUGGACAUUUGCUUUGCUUUCUUUGUCCUUUUCUUUUACUCUCUCCAUAUGGAAUAGUUAUAGUAUUCCUUUUUCCUUUUUUCAGUUAUCUUGAGGUAUAGUUGUUUUUUUAUAGGACAUUAAGAUACUUUUCAUUUUUCAACUUUGCACCUAAUCAAUAUUUGUUUUCUUUUUUCUUUUUGACAUACCCAAUAUGGAAUAAUAAGUAACUUUUUUCACGUUUC
Molecule: messenger RNA, 1507 nt
Organism: Beta vulgaris subsp. vulgaris (sugar beet)
Lineage: Eukaryota; Viridiplantae; Streptophyta; Magnoliopsida; Caryophyllales; Amaranthaceae
Product: transcription factor MUTE
Exons: 3
Coding region: 652-1260 (202 amino acids)
Biological process (GO): guard cell differentiation; positive regulation of DNA-templated transcription; stomatal complex development
Cellular component (GO): nucleus
Molecular function (GO): protein dimerization activity; DNA-binding transcription factor activity
Source: RefSeq, a predicted model, not a curated record